AUGGCGACCUUGAACUUUGCCUUAAAGAACAACACUACCUCGAGCAACGCCUACGCCUACGUCACAGGCUUGGCGCUUGAUCGUGGCAAUGCGCUUUGCAUCCUGCGAUCCGAUGGCAAGACUCCUUACUAUCCGUCGUCACCAUCGGCCACCUUGACUAAACUGAGUUGGGACUGCGCAAUCCCACUCGGCGCACCGGGCAGUACCACUGCUGUUACUAUCCCGCACCUUGCGGGUGCUCGGUUGUGGUUUGUGCGGGACAACAAAUUGACCUUUUAUCUCAAUCCCGGUCCCGCGCUGGUAGAGCCAUCGGUGUCCAACCCUUCAGAUCCGAAUUUCAACAUCAACUGGGCGUUUUGUGAGUUCACUUGGAACAGCGCUCAGUUGUAUGCAAACCUGAGCUAUGUUGACUUUGUGUCGAUGCCCAUUGCCAUGACUUUGACCAAUUCAUCCGGAGCAACCCAAACUGUCAAAGGUCUCCCUUCAAACGGACUUGACCUUAUCUGCAAUGCCCUCAAGACUCAGAACAACCAGGACCACGCGGGUUGGGAUCAACUUGUGGUUCAGCAAAACGGCGUGAAUCUUCGUGCCUUAUCCCCAAACAUGGGAAGAACAUUGAACAAUUCUCUGUUCAACGGUUACUUCGAGAACUAUGUGAAUCAGGUUUGGGCACGUUAUGCAAACGGUACGGCCAACACUCUGACCGUCAACACUCAAGCUGGAGCUGGUGAUGUCACUGCCAAAGUCGCCGGCGACGUGAUGUGUUUUUCCGUUUCGGGAAUAUCUUACACGAAGCCAUCUACUGGCGACAUCUUUAGCAACAGUACUGGGCCGUUUGCCAAUUCAAACAACAUCACCAGAGAUGCCAUCACGGCACGUCUGGCCGCUGCGUUCAAUCGCUCGACCUUGUUGCUCAAUGGAAGCCAACCCAAUGGACAAACCGUUUCCAGCUACUACCAAAACUCUCCAACCAAUCAUUUCUCGCGCAUCUGUCAUGCUGUGAGUCUCGACACUCGCGGUUAUGCGUUCCCGUACGAUGAUGUUGCACCAGAUGGUGGGCUUGACCAAUCUGGAAGUGUCUAUGAUGGCAAUCCGAAACUUUUGACCGUCACUCUUGGUGGCCUUUAA
This is a messenger RNA of Penicillium soppii, 1128 nucleotides long. RefSeq names its product glycoside hydrolase family 64 protein. The transcript has a single exon. NCBI's taxonomy places the organism in Eukaryota, Fungi, Ascomycota, Eurotiomycetes, Eurotiales, Aspergillaceae. Bases 1 to 1128 code for a protein of 375 amino acids. The record is from RefSeq and is a predicted model, not a curated record.